UCAGCGAAGGAAAUGAGAGCUCUCGUCGCUAUUCUCUGCCUUAUGGCACUAUGCCAUGCAGCAAUGCUCGAUGAGCUGGAGAUGCAGAAGGAGGUUCAGGAGUUCCAUCACAUGAACGGCAUGCUCCAAGAGUUCAUGAAUAAGGGGCUCAUCGGGAAUCAUCACCAUGGUACCAAGGCCGGCCUCACCUGCGGGAUGAACAUCAUCGAGAGAGUCGACAAGCUGUGCAAUGGGCAGUGCACUCGGAACUAUGAUGCACUCGUCAUCAAGUCCUGCCACCGCGGAGUCUCGGACAUGGAGUUCAUGGUGGCAUGCUGCCCAACCAUGAAGCUAUUCAUUCACUAAGAGCACAAAAUAACGGAGCAUGAGCACAACUCAAAUAACAACUCAAAAAUAAUCAGCGUAAAAUUGGACAAUUCUAUAUUAACAUUUAAUCAAUAAAUUUUGGGAAUAACGCCG
Molecule: messenger RNA, 459 nt
Organism: Caenorhabditis elegans
Lineage: Eukaryota; Metazoa; Nematoda; Chromadorea; Rhabditida; Rhabditidae
Gene: ins-26
Product: INSulin related
Exons: 2
Coding region: 13-345 (110 amino acids)
Biological process (GO): signal transduction
Cellular component (GO): extracellular region
Molecular function (GO): hormone activity
Source: RefSeq, marked reviewed